Molecule: messenger RNA, 708 nt
Organism: Magallana angulata
Lineage: Eukaryota; Metazoa; Mollusca; Bivalvia; Ostreida; Ostreidae
Exons: 2
Coding region: 124-708 (194 amino acids)
Source: RefSeq, a predicted model, not a curated record
AUGUCAAUAUCACGAGUUGGUGACCGAAAUCCCGGCGUCUAAGAUCAAUAGAACCGAACCGAUUGUGACGUAGCAGAUCUUGUGACUCCGGUUCUUUGAAUAAAACACCUGUGUUUUUGCUGUAUGUCUGUCUGUCAGUAUCGGAUAGUAGCCAGAAUGUCUACUGAAAAAGAAACACUUCAACAGCGUAGCCAGCCGGGACCAGGGGGACAACAAGCCCCACCAGCCCAGAUCCCAUCGGGCUUCACACCCCACUCACAGGGCGCUAAUCCAAACGGGCACCUGCCGCCACCAUUACACGGGGCUAACCUUCCAUCACAACCACAGAACCUACCACAAGGUGGCUAUCAACAACAGCCGCAAUAUAUAUACCCACAAGUACCACAAUACGUUUUGCCCCAGAACCCUUCGUUGUCACAGCAACCACCUACAGGAUACAUUCGUUACAAUCUUAACCACCCAGUUAUGUUUUGUCCGACGCCAGCUCCAAAGAAAUCCAUUUUAGAGGCGUAUCUGCUGCUGAUUGUUCUGGGCUUAUUCGGAGGACACCAUUUAUACCUUAGAAGUCCUGUAUUGGGGUAUUUUGUACUUUUUGGCUUCGGCCGAUCACUGUUGUGUCCAUAUGAGGCAUCCGACAAAUUUAACUAUUUGCGCAGGCAUUGCGCCUUGGCCUUUUUUUAUUUACUAUGCAAUGACAACCUUAUUUAA